AGUUCUCUCUGCUUUUAUCACCUGCUAGUUCACUCUGCUUUUAACUAGCAAGGUUUGCUAUGCCCCGCCGCCGACACGCCUAUCCCCUGUACGUCAGCGCUGGGACCACUGUGUGAUUGACACACAGGUCCCAGCGCAUGCGCAUCUUAGCUUAUCCUCCGUGUGUGUGCAGCAUGUUAUCCUGGCAAGCGCUUGCUCCUGCCGCAUGCCUCCUCAGUGCGCCUACGCAGUGCUAGCAGCAGAGAGCGGAUAAUCACACAGUGGUCCCAGUGCUGACAUACAGGGGAUAGGGUGUCGGCGGCGGGGCAUAGCGAACCUUGCGCCACGCCUAUCCGACUGUGUGUGCUUGCUAUCAAAAACGUUUUUUGGGGGUGAUAAAAGCAGAGAGAACUAUAAACAUUACUGUAGACACAAUCUGCACAUAGUACAAAGGUUGUGUGUAGGUUAUAUAGCCCCACGUUCAUGAUAGCUGCGCUUUAAACAGAGGCUUAACAGUGCCCAGAGAAUUAUUUCUAAAUCCAGAAAAAUUCUGUAGAUCGUGCAGAUGUGAGGAACUUUAGCAGUGGAGUCAGGGACACGUCUGGAUUCUCCCCCUUAGGCACAACCUGGUGUUUCAGGACAGCCAAUUGUACCUCAGUCUCCUCAACCUGAAGCUGACAAGAGUUAUCUGAAGGACCAUCACCAUGUGGCCAGUGAUCCUCUUCUCCAUCUACUUUCUGAGAAUUUCAUCAGCCUGCGAGUCCCCCCAAAAGACUGGCAUAGUCUGCAGGUUGACAAAGCCAGCAGCACUAAUGUUGAAUGAAAAGACUACAGAAGUUAUCCAGGCCGCCUUCAGACAUGCACGUUUUCCGGACAUCAAUGGAGAAAAAUCUGUCAGCUUUUUGGGGAAAGUGACCUAUUGUUUAACUAAUAUCCAGAUAAGUGAUUUGUCGAUGGAGAACAGUGAAGUGGAGCUGAAGGAGGAUGCUUUUGAAAUCAUGAUCAAAAACGUCAGUGCAUCUUUCAAAGGAACUCUGAACUAUGGAUAUGAGGCCCUGUUUGUGAAGGUUGAACAGUCUAUUGACUUUGAAAUAGUUGCUUCCACAGAUUUACAAGUGAACACCAGACUUACUUGUGAGAAUAACCGUAUUGCUGCGGAUACUUCUGACUGUUACCUGACUUUUCAUAAACUGCUCCUUCACCUCCAUGGGAACAAAGAACCUGGGUGGUUUAAGCAGCUGUUCACAGAUUUCAUUUCAUUUACCUUAAAGCUUGUGCUUAAAAGUCAGAUUUGUAAAGAAAUCAAUUACGUGGCAAAUUUCCUUGCGAGUUUCAUCCAUGACAACGCAGAAAACUUCCUGAGUCUUGAAGAUAUUCGCACAAAUGUUGAUAUCACAUCUUUUCCGAUAAUAAAAGAGAACUACGUUGAAACCCACCACAAGGGUUAUCUGGCCUAUAAGAACCUUAAUGUUUUCUACAAUGCCUCCACAUACUCCCCGUCACUUCUAUCGGACAACAGGAUGCUCUAUUUCUGGUUUUCUGAGCAGCUGCUGGACUCUCUAGUACUUGGAUAUUUUCUUGAUCAGCGUUUGGCAGUGAAUCUAACAGGAUCUGAGCUACAGGAUAUGCAAAAGAAAGAUAAAGAAGAGAGCCAUCAGAAAAUCCUACAAGAGAUCUUCCAAGAACAUCCAGUGAAACAAACCGCUAUAAAAGUGUGGAGUGUCACAGCCCCGAACAUCAAAAUUACACCAAAGGGGACUAUUGUUACCGCUUUGGUUGCUGUCCAGAUUAACACCCCUUCCUCAACAGAGUUAUAUUUUGAAGCGGAAACCGUUACUGCCACCCAGGCCUCAUAUGCAGACAGAAAUCUGAUGCUGCAUCCAUCUGAUACUUCAGUUCAUAUUAAAAAUGUCAAGAGUUGUCUGACAGCUUCUCUGAAUGAAGAACAGAUCAAUCAGUUUCUCCAAACUCUGGUGUCUGACUUUGGUAUUCCAGUUGUAGCGAAACGUUUGGGGUCAGCUCUGACAUACCUGAUGGACAGUAAAGGCCUAAAAAUAUUUGAUAUCAUCAAUCCUGAAAUACUCCCACAUGAGGGUUAUAUAUUAGUACAGUUGGAUUUUGGGUUUCCACAACAUUUGCUGGAGGAGUACCUGAUAAUGGUCCUGUAGAAGAUGAAACCAAGACCAAUAUUACCCCACCAUUACAUUGUUUAAGCUGUGUUCAUUCAGUAAUUUAACCCAUUUGAUGCCAGGGGUUUUUUGGACACUCUGCAUCUCAGGAAGCAAAGUCAGUCUUGACAUUUACAUAUAAAACUGAAAUUGCUAAAUAAAAUAAUAAAAAUCAUACC
Messenger RNA from Hyla sarda, 2326 nucleotides. RefSeq names its product cholesteryl ester transfer protein-like. Gene Ontology annotation, molecular function: phosphatidylcholine binding; triglyceride binding; cholesterol transfer activity. Gene Ontology annotation, cellular component: high-density lipoprotein particle. The record is from RefSeq and is a predicted model, not a curated record. Gene Ontology annotation, biological process: cholesterol homeostasis; high-density lipoprotein particle remodeling; low-density lipoprotein particle remodeling. The transcript has 17 exons. Lineage: Eukaryota; Metazoa; Chordata; Amphibia; Anura; Hylidae. Bases 684 to 2147 code for a protein of 487 amino acids.